Rosa rugosa (rugosa rose) is the source of this 2315-nucleotide messenger RNA. Its product is annotated as beta-fructofuranosidase, insoluble isoenzyme CWINV1-like. The record is from RefSeq and is a predicted model, not a curated record. Bases 558 to 2090 code for a protein of 510 amino acids. Lineage: Eukaryota; Viridiplantae; Streptophyta; Magnoliopsida; Rosales; Rosaceae. Gene Ontology annotation, molecular function: hydrolase activity, hydrolyzing O-glycosyl compounds. Gene Ontology annotation, biological process: carbohydrate metabolic process. The transcript has 6 exons.
AUGCUGUGACUUUUAUUCUGUUUUCCAUAUAAUCCCUGUAAACUUCCACCCAAGAAAAUAAAAACGAAACGGAACAAAAGAUCUUGAUCCGGCCUAUAAAUACGCAAUAUUGGGUGCCCUUAUCUUCCAAACUCCCACAAAGCCAACACGGGCAUGAUGAUAUCCUCUCUUUGGCAAUUCUGCCUUCUUUCACUUUUGCUUUCUUAUGGUGUUGUUGAGCUUCAAGCUUCCCACCAUGUCUAUAGCAACCUUCAAACUACCCAACUAACUUCAACACAACCCCAAGCUAAAGAUCCUUACAGAACUGGUUAUCAUUUCCAGCCUCCCAAGAACUGGAUCAAUGGUAUGUAUAUCUUCAACUUAUCUUCAAUUUUCUCUCGGCUUUUUUCAUUUUCUGCAUUUUCUUUAGCUUCUUGCACCUGUCCUUGUCUAAGUUUAUUGUAUACAACUCUUAACAGUUUGUUCUUUGCUUCUUGUUUUUCACAUUUGACUUGUUGUAACUGUGGAAAUGGACACAUUGGCUUCUUUGGUUUCUCGUCACAGAUCCAAAUGGGCCGAUGAUUUACAAGGGAAUUUACCAUCUUUUCUAUCAAUAUAAUCCCAAAGGUGUAGUUUGGGGCAACAUUGUUUGGGCACAUUCAACAUCAACCGAUCUUGUCAACUGGAUCCCACAUGAAGCUGCUAUCUACCCAUCACAGCCGUCCGAUAUCAACGGCUGCUGGUCGGGGUCAGCUACAAUCCUUCCCGGAGGCAAGCCGGCCAUGUUAUACACUGGAAUCAAUCCCCAAAACCAACAAGUUCAAAACUUGGCAUUUCCUAAAAACCUCUCAGACCCUUUUCUUAGGGAAUGGGUUAAGGUCCCACAAAACCCACUAAUGGCUCCAACACAAGCUAACCAAGUCAAUGCUAGCUCAUUUAGGGAUCCAACCACUGCAUGGCUAGGGCCAGACAAGAGAUGGAGGUUAAUCAUUGGAAGCAAAAGGGACCAAAGGGGAUUAGCUAUACUCUACAGAAGCAAAGAUUUCAUGCAUUGGACUAAGGCCAAACACCCACUUCAUUCAAACGAGAAAAAUGGAAUGUGGGAGUGCCCAGAUUUUUUCCCAAUUUCAAAGACUAGUUCAGUUGGUCUUGACACAUCAACAAAUGGUCCUAAUGUUAAGCAUGUGCUCAAGGUUAGCUUGGACAACACCAGGAAAGAGUACUAUACAAUUGGUACAUAUAACAUCAGCAAGGAUAUCUAUAUUCCAGAUAAGGGAUCAGUUGAGAGUGAUUUCGGUUUGAGAUAUGAUUAUGGUAAGUUUUAUGCUUCAAAAACCUUCUUUGACAGUGCUAAGAACCGCAGGAUCUUGUGGGGUUGGAUUAAUGAAUCCUCAAGUGUCAAUGGUGACGUCAAGAAAGGAUGGUCUGGGCUCCAGGCAAUUCCAAGGACCAUUGUGCUUGACAAGUCUGGCAAACAAUUGGUGCAAUGGCCAAUUGUAGAGCUUGAAAAACUUAGAACAAAGGAGGUCACGUUGCCAAGCACUGUACUUAAGGGAGGAUCACUUCAUGAAGUAUUUGGUGUCACAGCAGCACAAGCUGAUGUAGAAGUCGCAUUCGAGAUAAGUGAUUUCAAGAAAGCAGAUGUGUUGGAUCCAAGUUGGACUAAUCCACAAAUUUUGUGCAGCAAAAAGGGUGCCUCGGUGAAAGGCGGUCUUGGACCAUUUGGAUUGUUGACUUUGGCUUCAAAGGACUUGAAAGAAACCACAGCAGUCUUCUAUAGAAUUUUCAAGUCUCAAAACAAUUACAAGAAAUAUGUGGUGCUUAUGUGCAGUGACCAAAGCAGGUCUUCCCUAAAUCAAGAUAAUGAUAUGACCACUUAUGGGGCAUUUGUAAAUGUGGAUCCUGUUCAUGAGAAGCUGUCACUAAGAAGCUUGAUUGAUCACUCUAUAGUGGAGAGCUUUGGUGGAGAAGGCAAGGCGUGCAUAACAGCCAGGGUUUAUCCGACAUUGGCCGUUGAUGGUGAUGCCCACUUAUAUGCUUUCAAUUAUGGAAGUGAGAGUGUCAAAAUCGCAGGAAGUGCGUGGAGCUUGAAAACUGCUAAAAUAAAUUGAUCAAGAUUUGUAAUGUAGUGGAGAAGAAGAGUGGAGGAAGCAGACUCAACUACUAGUGGUGCCUCUUAAAUUAGAUGAUUGAUGUGAGAGCCGAAUAAACUUGUGCGGGCCCGUUUUAUGUGCUUGCCAAUUAUAUCUGUGUAUCAGUGUCAUGUUGCUUGCUAAAAAUAUGUAUCUCAUUUCUUGUUCAAUCGGAAUUCGGAAAUUUGCAAUUUUAUUUACUAA